Penaeus monodon (black tiger shrimp) is the source of this 7244-nucleotide messenger RNA. Its product is annotated as putative neural-cadherin 2. Bases 242 to 6694 code for a protein of 2150 amino acids. Gene Ontology annotation, cellular component: plasma membrane. Gene Ontology annotation, biological process: homophilic cell-cell adhesion. The record is from RefSeq and is a predicted model, not a curated record. NCBI's taxonomy places the organism in Eukaryota, Metazoa, Arthropoda, Malacostraca, Decapoda, Penaeidae. Gene Ontology annotation, molecular function: calcium ion binding. The transcript is spliced from 25 exons.
UUAAAACCCAACAUUUAAAAUAAACACUCACAAGUCACUUGUAAAACUCUAUGCUAAAAAAUACAUUUAAAAAAUAAAAGUACGUGACAUUUGAUCCAUGAACUAAAGCUUUACAUCCUAUAUUUCAGGAGAUGACGUGAGAUACAGCAUCACCAGCGGGAACAGGGAAGGUCUCUUCAGCAUAGAUCAGCAUUCGGGAGCCGUGGUUCUGGUCGCACCUCUCGACUAUGAACUUAAUGAUAUGCACGAACUGGUGGUGCGGGCGGCGUCAGCUUCGGCCGAGCGGUCAGCAGGGGCGGCAGCGACAGCAGGCGGAGCUCAGGUCGUGUUGCAGGUUCGCGUGGCUGACGUGAACGACAACCGGCCUUACUUCGUGUCUCCGGGGCUGGUCGUCACCGUCAUCGAGGAGGACGACCGCGAUCUCCCGCAGACGCUGACCAGGGUAGAGGCUGCGGACGGCGACGGGCGUGCGGGCGUGGCGGGGCUGCGCUACUCUCUCGCAGGAGACGGUGUAGACGGCCUCACGCCCUCAGAGGCCUCUUUCGCCGUCGACGCCCACACGGGAGAGCUCAUACAGCUGAAGGCUCUCGACCGCGACCCGCCCAACGGGAAGGGCGUCUGGAGGGUGAAGGUGCGGGUGCAGGAUGGCCAAAGGAUUUUCUCCCGAUCCAGAGGCAGACCCGAGCCCCCGCGGCCCUCUCAGCGAGGUCCUAGAUUCAACCUGGAGGCGACGGAAGCCGAGGGAGGAGCCUGGCAGGGCAGCCCUAAGUCGCUUCGCUAUCUCUUGGACGGGAACGCUGGGGACUUCUCCAGGUACAGUGACAGCGGCAAACAGACCGGCAAGAGGCGAAGGCACUGGCUGUCUGGGAGCACGAGGUGGAGGGAAAUCAGGAAGAGGGAGGUCUCAGGAGCGAAGGAUGUAGGAGAGGAAGCGAUAACAGAGCCCAAAGAAACCCUUGUCUCCACGACGAGGUGGAAAGAAGCGCCUCAAGGACGGCAUGCGCUCCCUGAUGAAUUUCGGUAUGAUUCUCAUCAAAAUGUUAACUUUGCUGGAUCUAAAAGGAAGAGAAAACGACAGACAGGAGAGUUUUCAUCUAAAGAUCCACUGCAAAAUGACAAUGAAAUCCACAGUGCUUCUAUCGAAGAGCAGAGGCGGCCGGGACACCAUAUACCUCAGCGAGAGGACCCUUUGCCUCCACUCUCCCGUCUCCAGCCCACGCCGGAGGACGACCAGGACACGUUAUACACUCCGAAGCCAAGGCGUAAGGCCAUCGAAGCCUCAGCGGAAGGGAAGGUGAUGAGCGAGGCUAGAGUCUUCUCUUCCCCAGACUUACCUUGGCGGAGUCGAGGGGCUCUCGAUGAGGUCCCGAGAGCCAUUCAAGACCAGACUAAGGGACUGCCUAAAAAAGGAACCCAGGUUCAUUACCUGCCCACCGUAGCAUCCAGAAGUUUCAAAAACCGAAGAGGGCGUACGAGCAGUAGUUUGAACAACCUAGAAGCCCCUGUAGAAGGCGCUGACGUCCCUCUUGUCUCAGACCCGCUCCUCCUCGAAGAGAGCAUCAGAGUGUCCAGAUCCGCCCGAGCCUCGAGCUUCCACUGGAAUAAGCAUUACCUGAGCUACCUGGUGGACCAGCGCGACCUUCUGUCAGACGCCAGGAGGUGCAAGUUCGUGAGCAUCUUCGACAGGAACCGAAGUCACUACAACGUCACUGACCGGGACUUCCAGACGGCCGUAGGAGGGGACGACGCUGCAGGAGAAGGAGGAAGGUGGGAAGUGCGAGGACAAGUACUCAGGCUGGAGGACACGCACUUCGCAGAGACAGAGGUCACGGUGCUCGUCAAGGACAUCAACGACAACGCUCCGGUGUUCCCCAACGCCACCAUGUACGGCGCGGUGCAGGAGAACGGACCCGCGGACCUUUCAGUAGCCGUGGUCUCAGCAUGGGACGCGGACGAUGCAAGCGAGGGCACCAACGCUCGACUCAGUUACUCCAUUGAGAAGAAUGUUGUGGACGAGGGGUCGGGUGAAGCAAUAUUUGCCGUGGAAACCGAGACUGGUGUUAUUCGCACAGCACUUUGUUGUCUGGAUAGGGAGACCACGCCUGAGUACACGAUUCAGGUUGUGGCUACAGACGGAGGCGGUCUCAAAGGCACAGGCACGGUGAUCGUCCGCGUGCUGGACCUCAACGACAACUCGCCCCUACUGGCACGCCGGCAGUGGGAUCUGGAGGUGGACGAGACCUGGGGCACGUCGGCUCCGGACAACAGGACGCUCCUCGAACUCACGGCGACUGAUAGAGACACGGCCAAUUUGAUGUAUUAUCGGGUGGUGGAGUCGAGUGGAUGGGGCUGGGACUACUUCGCCAUCCGGUCCGUGGGCGCCGCGGGCCAGAUCUACGCCCGCAGGACACUCGACUAUGAGGAUGACACCCACAGGAGGGGAUUUAAGUUCAUGGUUCAAGUGACGGAUAUGGGUCGCGGUGGCUGGCAGGACCCUCGCCACGUGGACGCCGCCUGGAUCACGGUGGCGCUGAGGGACGUCAACGACAACGCCCCCGCCUUCACGCGCCCCAACGCCCACGUCACGGUGCGCGAGGACGCCCGCCCCGGCACGCUGCUCGCCGCCCUCCCCGCCCGCGAUCCUGACACGGGCCUGAACGGCAGGGUGGAGUACCGGGUGGUGCCAGCAGACGCUCGUGGAAAGGACGCCGUCGCCGUCAGCGACGACGGCAUCGUGACGCUAUCGCGCCGCCUGAACCGCGAGGGCGGCGAUGGCGACGCCCUCGUGGCGCGCGUGAUCGCUGCAGACCGUGGAUCGCCGCCGCUUUCCGCCACCGCCACGCUCGCCAUCGCCAUCAAGGAUGUGAACGACUGCCCGCCCGCCUUGCUCCCGCCCACAACGUUCCACGUUAUGGAGAACUCGCCACCCACGCUGCUGGGGCGGCUCCGCGCCACGGACCCCGACGCAUGGGCGCUGGGCCACGGCCCGCCCUUCGCCUUCACGCUUGACCGCUCCAACGCGCCCGACGUCAGGCGGCAGAUUGCGCUCAAGUUCUCCUCCGAGCUGGACGGCGGUCGCGGCGGCGCGGAGGUGUGGACGGCGGGCCCGCUGGACCGCGAGGAGCACCGCGAGCUGGAGGUGAAGGUGAGGGUGGAGGACGCGGGCGGCUUGGCGGCCACCCACGCCCUCAGGGUCGUUGUGGGCGACCUCAACGACAACCCCAUGAGGCCGGGAUCCAAAACGGUCUACCUGUGGAAAGUCCAGGGCGGAGGCGGGGAGGCGCCCCUCGGCCGCGUCUACGUCGACGACCCCGACGACUGGGACGUGGCGGACAAGAGCUUCCACUGGAUCGGCCCCCCGCACGCUCUCUUCUCCCUCGACCAAGACACGGGCGCCGUCUCCGCCUCCGCGCAGGUGGCUGAGGGAAGAUACGCCCUGCAGUUCGCCGUGAGUGACCACGUGUGGGGUCAGCUGGGGGUCGUCGCCAACGUGACGGUGCACGUGCGCAUGCUCGGGCCAGCUGUGCUCGCCCACGCCACCCCUGUGACUCUCGCGCCCACAUCCCCGCCCGCCCUCACCAAAGGAUGGACGCCUGCUGGCGGAGGGGGCGGCCUCGGGAGGUUUUUGGGCGCCGUGCAGGAUGUGAUCGGGGGCGCCCACACGGUCCACGUGGUCAGCGUUUACGGAUACCACGCCCACCUCCCCGAACCGACCUCGGACGCCCACGAUCCUCCGAGUGACGUGCCGCUGAAGGACGCGACUUGCGUGUGGGUGUGCGCGGGCGUGAGUGGGGGCGGCUUCAUGGACCCCGUCAAGCUGCAAGGGCUGCUCGCUCUCCACUCGGCGCAGCUGGAAGCGGCCACGCAGCUGAGAGUGCUUACAGACAGCUCUCUCAAUCACCAAGUGGAUGUCAGUGACCCUCAAGAAACCUUGCUUGGCCUGGAUGUCUCUUCGGUGAACUCCCAGCCGUCACGAACUCUUCCACUUCAACUCGUGGACACCAACACCACGUCCUUAGUGACGCCUCGCCUCACGAGCGCCAAGGACUGUCGCACUUACGCCCAGACGCGCCUAAGUGACUCUUGCACGCCCACCUCCUGCCUCAACGGUGGGCGCUGCCACAGAACCUCCGUCGGCAACAGGUGCGUGUGCCCGGGUGGCGCCGUUGGACCCAGCUGCAAGAUUCUCGCCCGUACCUUCAGUGGGCGCGGGUGGGCGUGGCUGCGCCCCCUCGCGCCCUGCCUCCCCGCCACCCUCUCCCUCCGCGUCCUCACUCUGCAGUCGCACGCGCUGCUGCUCUACUCCGGCCCCCUCACGCCCUCGUCUGCGCACACGCCCGCGCCCAUGCUAGCCCUGCAGGUGGUGGGUGGGCGGCCGCAGUUCCUGUACGAGGGUCCGUUUGGGCGGGUCAAGGUCGAGGUGGAGUCGAGGGUGGACGACGGCGAGUGGCAUGCCCUCCACCUCCGCCUCCACGCCGAGGGCGUGACGCUGAUGCUGGACUUGUGUGGGCGCGGGUGGGAGGACAGCGCCGCCCAGGAUGACUCGCACUGCGCGGCGCGGGCGUCGUGGUCCGUCGAAGGACCUCUCUCCGCCUGGGCGCCCUCUGACCCCCUGCAGGUGGGAGGCAUGGCACAUGCGUCGCCUCGCCCGCACGCCCACGGUUGGAACGAAACGCCCAUCGACGAGCCUCUGAGGGGCUGUGUGUCGCACGUCGCCGCCAACGGGGAGCUGCAGGACCUGGGCGCCCCCGCCGAGAGCCGCGGCAGCGAGGGCGGCUGCCGGCCUCAGGAGCGCGCGUGCCGGGAGCAGGCGAGCGAGUGCGGCCUGCGAGGGGCGUGCGCGGGCGGCCUCCGUCAGCCCGAGUGUGAGUGCCUGCCUGGGUGGGCGGGGCCGGGAUGCGCCACGCCCACUCCGCCCGUCGCUCUGGGUCCCUCGUCGUACGUCAAAGUAGCGCUCUCGUUCACGCCCUCGCCCUGGUCAGUACGCGUGCAGCUGCGGGUGAAAACGAACGGCGCCCGCGACGGCCUCCUGAUGCUCCUGGCCGCCCACCACCGCCACGCCGCCCUGACGCUGCAGCUACGCGCGGGCGUGGUGUGCGCGUCGGUGUCCGGCGCGGGGUGGGCGGGGGCGGCGGCGGAGGCGUGCGUGGAGGGGCGUCCCCUUGGCGACGGCGAGUGGCACACCGUCAGCGCCGAACGCCACGCCCACAACCUGCUGGUGGGCGUGGACGACGGAGACGCCUGGAGAAGCAACGCUUCGCUGCUCACCCUGGAGGAGGAGGAGGGGGGCGGGCCCGGCCGGAGGAGACCGCCCGCGCUGGACGUGGACAAGCAGGAGGGCGUGGCGGUGGGCGGUCUGCCGCUCUUCGAGGAGGCGGGGCUUGUCACCGUGCGCGCCGACCUGAGGGACGCAUGUGUGGCCGACAUCCGCGUGUGUGGCCGCCCUCUGCCGGUGCCGCCCGCGUCCAACAGCAGCACGUGGGGACAGGUGACGAUGGCUGAGGGCGUGCACGGGGACUGCGCUGCCGUCGACGCCUGCGCCAACACCACCUGCGCUGCGCCACUCACCUGUGCGACCACGUGGGGGAAGCCGACUUGUAGCUGCGGCCCGGGACAGCACCUAUCGGAACGUACGUGCGUCGACAUAGACGAGUGUACGUGGGGUCCGUGCUUACAUGGGGGCACGUGCUACAACGCACAGCCUGGCUUCACGUGCGAGUGCUCUCCUGCCUACACGGGUCAGCAUUGUCAGUGGGCUCUUGCUGACAGACCGACUGACGUUCUCGAGGCUCCUGCGGCCAUUGUGGGUCUCACGAUCUCCUGUCUCGUCCUAGUGGUGCUGUGUCUGUUCCUCUCCCUCCGCUGCCGACGCCUCCUCACGUCCAAGCUGCUGCAGAAGAGGCGGGAGGCGGCGGCGAGGGCGGCGAAGGGCGGCGGGUCGGCGUGCAAGGCCAGGGUGAUUUCGGACAUCACGGGCGAGGCGCUGGCGGACGAAGGGGAGACGGCGAUGGGCGUGCUCAGCUGCAAGGAGGCGGCGGGGGAGGAAGGGGUGGGCGGGGGAGGGCGCAGGGGGAGUGGCCGGAGGGGGAGCAGCACGGAGGGGAAGGAAGAAAGUGCACCGAGUAAGGCGUGUGAGCGGGUCAGGUUCCGGCUGCCGCACGUCACGCUGGACGAGAGAGAAAUACAAUCGACGUCCCUUACCUCCGAGGUCAAAGCCGAGGGUCACAGCGAGGUCACCACGACCCACGCGACGACCUCCUCGCCUCGCCUGGUGCGGACGGGGCCCAGGCACGACCACCUGAUGCCUAACGACGACCUCCGCGCUUACGCUUACGAGGGAGAUGGGUCGUCCUCCGGGUCCCUCACCUCCACUAUAUCUCGCCUGCGCUUUGAAGACUCUGACGAAGGCGACAUCAAGCCCCUAGUCCCCGAGUUCUUCGAAGUGAUGGACCUCCUGAGGAACCUCCCAGAGGCCACCAACACCUUAAAACAGCGACGCAAACCUUCCUCCCCCGUGGCCGAGACUCGACCGACAGAGGCCACGACAGCAACAGCAACAGCAACGGGAAAAAGAGCAUCGUCUCCCGUCCCCGCCCUUCCCCUGAGCGAUACGACGAGAGGGUCCUCCGGGUCCUGUAGUUCGGGGUCUCCUGCGAGCACUGUGGUAGAGAACGAGCUCAGCACCCUCUGCUGAGGCUCGCACGUCAGGAAGGCGGGAGAUCCGAGGAACAAGAAAUAAGGAAGAACGUCGUUAUUUUAAAAGAACAGUCGUAUGAAAUGUCAAAAAAUAAAACUGCUGAUUUGCUUCUUCUAUGAUCUUUACACAAAACUCAGAUAGGGGGGGGGGGGGGUUAGAUAUUUUGUACACACCGAAAACAGCACUUACUUGCAUAACACAUUCAAACCGCUGUGUUAAAAGGGUCACUUAGGUUUAUUCCACAAUAUGAGGCAAAUUCUCGACCAAGCCAAAUGCCGUCUUGCGAUGUUGUAAUACUGUGCACAUCCUCUGUAAUCUCUAGUGCAGUGUAAAAUUGCCAUGAGAGAGUUUGUACAUAAAAGCUUGCCAAGAAAAUACAUCUAAAGAAGGAGACUAUGGUUGGGUGCCAACUACCUUGAUUUCCUUUUAUUUACCGAUACCUUUGAUACUGAUUAUCUACGUGUGAUUCAUUUUCUCAUUGUCCAAUAUUAACGUGUGAAAAAAAAAGAUUAAAUAAAACAUAAGCACAGUGCUUCAAGGUAACUGG